UGGGGGUUGACAGAGAAUGACACUGCAAAAGGCUUGAGCAAGGGUCUGCUGCCCCGCAUUUCCGGGGCUUUUCUGCCGGCCAUUACGGUCCUCAGGCCUGCGGUUCCAUUCCUCACCGCCUUCUCAGCUAUGUCCCUAUCGCCUCAGCAUUCCCGACGACCAUACGAGGCUCGAUCAAUCAUUUCCCUAUUCCAGAUCACCAACAUACUGCCAAUCCGAGUUCCGAAACAUACUACGCCAAGGCAAACAUGUCUGACAACGUCGGCCUCGCGACCCCGCGCGGCUCCGGCACGUCGGGGUAUGUCCAGCGCAACCUGGCGCACAUGAAGCCACGCGACAUGGCGGCGCCCUACAUGCGGCGAGACCCCGAGACCCUACGGCACAAGCAACGCCAACCAGAUAAGGGCCUGCUGGACCACGAACGUAAGCGGGAGGUCGAGGUGAAGGUGUUUGAGUUGAGGGACAAGCUCGAGGAGGAAGGGGUUGAGGAAGAGGAGAUCGAGUCGAAAUGCGACGAGUUGCGCAAGAAGCUGCUCGCUGAUCUAGAGAAGAAGGGAGGCGCUGGGGUCGGCCCAGCGCCUAGAAGGACCUUCAAGAUGCACCAGAUCCAUGAGCAAGCCGAGGCCAAGAUCAAGGAAAGCGAGCGGCUGAGACAGGCGCUGAAGAUCAGUAAAGACUAUGAGGAAGGGAGCCAUUGGCGGAGGCAGGAAGAGAGAUUGAAGAAGGCGCUAGAACAGGAGGCAGCAGGGGAGAAGGAUGAUGCGAGGAGCGAAAGGGAUAGGGAUAGGUAUUGAUUGCCGGGAGAUACUGGGGUAAAAGAUUCGGUUUGGACUUGUACUCUGCAUAUUGGGAGCGCAUACGGAGGCGUUUUGGCGUCUUGGGGGAAUCUAGGAGUACCUAGGGCACGGGGAACAUGAUCUUAUGUCCAGACGCUCUUGCAAUGUAAGGUUCAAGUCCAGCUUGACAACGAGUGGAAUUCACCACUGCGGGAACAGGGCACGGCGGAUAAUAAGCCAUCAAUGACAAUUGCCAGUGGCCCAUGGUGGUGUGUGCCACCCUCCGCCCAACCAUUUGUUGCUUGCUACUGGCCUCAGGCUCGCCUAAG
Chaetomium strumarium is the source of this 1105-nucleotide messenger RNA. Its product is annotated as cwf21 domain-containing protein. The record is from RefSeq and is a predicted model, not a curated record. Lineage: Eukaryota; Fungi; Ascomycota; Sordariomycetes; Sordariales; Chaetomiaceae. The transcript has 2 exons. The coding region runs from base 249 to 794 and encodes 181 amino acids. Gene Ontology annotation, cellular component: nucleus.